AUGCAACUCAACCUCCUGUUCGUUCUUCUUGCUACUCUUAUUGGCCUAGCCAGCGCCCAAUGGGGAGGUUACGGUGGAUACGGUGGAGGAUAUGGAGGAUAUGGACCUCGUCCAUGGGGACCAAGACCGUGGGGACCACGACCAUGGGGACCAAGACCAACUGUGAUUGAGAAGACAGUCAUUAUCCGGCAAGGCCCAUGGGCUCACAAGGUCUAA
Messenger RNA from Caenorhabditis remanei, 216 nucleotides. RefSeq lists its product as uncharacterized. The transcript has 2 exons. The record is from RefSeq and is a predicted model, not a curated record. Bases 1 to 216 code for a protein of 71 amino acids. Lineage: Eukaryota; Metazoa; Nematoda; Chromadorea; Rhabditida; Rhabditidae.